AUGGCGGAGAAAUAUCUAAGCCAGAUCUAUUACGAUACAGAAAGCCCCGCAAGUUUUGGUGGAGUAGAUUCCGUUAAUCGCGCCGUGAAAAACGAAGGGAAAUAUGAGAUAUCUCCGGAUAAAAUACGCCAAUGGUUACAAAAGCAAGAUGCCUAUUCAUUGCAUAAACCUGUGAGAUAUCGCUUCAGGCGCAACCGUGUUAUAGUUGGAGCCAUGGAUGAUGAGUGGGAGGCAGACUUAGUCAUUAUGGAUUCAUUAAGUCAACAGAAUAAUGGGUACAAGUACGUUUUAACUGUUAUUGAUGUACUCAGCAAAUAUGCGUGGGUUGAAGCGAUAAAAGCAAAAACUGGGAACAAUCUUGUCAAAGCCUUUGAGAAUAUAAUCAAGAAAGGCCGUAAACCGAAAAUGUUUCACACUGAUAAGGGAACGGAGUUUAUCAAUAGACAGUUUCAAACAUUUUUGAAGAAACAUAGCAUUCGAUUUUUUACGACGUACAACGAAACCAAGUCAUCGAUUGUUGAAAGGUUUAAUCGUACGCUCAAGACGAAAAUGUGGAAAUACUUUACAGCGAACAAUACGCUCAGCGAACAAACACUUUACAGCGAACUUUACAGCGAACAAACGUUAUGGUGUUUAUGA
Messenger RNA from Paramuricea clavata, 639 nucleotides. The record is from the annotation of a GenBank genome assembly. NCBI's taxonomy places the organism in Eukaryota, Metazoa, Cnidaria, Anthozoa, Malacalcyonacea, Plexauridae.